CAUCCCCUCUGCUUUGCCUGCCACUGCCAUCACCAUGCCCACCCAUCGGCUGGUGAUCGUCCGCCAUGGUGAGAGCACAUGGAACCAAGAGAAUCGCUUCUGUGGCUGGUUCGAUGCAGAGCUGAGCGAGAAGGGGAGGGAAGAGGCCAAGCGUGGAGCCCAGGCCGUCAAGGAAGCUGGCCUGGAGUUUGACAUCUGCUACACCUCAGUACUGAAGCGUGCCAUCCGCACCCUCUGGAUCAUCCUAGAUGGUGUGGACCAGAUGUGGGUGCCCGUGGUGCGGACCUGGCGCCUGAACGAGCGCCACUAUGGUGGUCUCACAGGCCUCAACAAAGCAGAGACCGCCGCCAAGCAUGGGGAAGCACAGGUCAAGAUCUGGAGACGUUCCUUUGAUAUCCCACCCCCACCCAUGGAUGAGACGCACCCCUACCAUGCGGUCAUCAGCAAGGAGCGGCGCUAUGCUGGUCUGAAGCCUGGGGAGCUGCCCACCUGUGAGAGCCUGAAGGAUACUAUUGCCCGGGCUCUUCCCUUCUGGAAUGAGCAAAUCGCCCCCCAGAUCAAGUCAGGGAAGAGAGUUCUUAUUGCUGCCCAUGGCAACAGCUUACGAGGCAUAGUCAAGCACCUGGAAGGCAUGUCAGACGAGGCCAUUAUGGAACUCAACUUGCCCACUGGGAUCCCCAUCGUGUAUGAACUGGACGACCAGCUGAAGCCCACCAAGCCCAUGCAGUUCCUUGGGGAUGAGGAAACAGUCCGGAAGGCCAUGGAGGCAGUGGCUGCCCAGGGCAAGGCCAAGUAAUAGCCUGGAAGCAAACUGCGCAAUAAAGUC
Molecule: messenger RNA, 826 nt
Organism: Trichosurus vulpecula (common brushtail)
Lineage: Eukaryota; Metazoa; Chordata; Mammalia; Diprotodontia; Phalangeridae
Gene: PGAM2
Product: phosphoglycerate mutase 2
Exons: 3
Coding region: 35-796 (253 amino acids)
Biological process (GO): glycolytic process
Molecular function (GO): intramolecular phosphotransferase activity
Source: RefSeq, a predicted model, not a curated record